Acyrthosiphon pisum (pea aphid) is the source of this 2068-nucleotide messenger RNA. Its product is annotated as kelch-like protein 3. Bases 295 to 1998 code for a protein of 567 amino acids. NCBI's taxonomy places the organism in Eukaryota, Metazoa, Arthropoda, Insecta, Hemiptera, Aphididae. The record is from RefSeq and is a predicted model, not a curated record. The transcript is spliced from 11 exons. Gene Ontology annotation, molecular function: protein binding.
GUACAAAAAGAGACAACCGGGAGCGCUAAUUUUUUUAACCUAUCAACUAACGUAUACACAUGAGUCGUCUUUCUAAUUACUUGCUUUUCUAUGCGCCGGCCGGUUUAAUUGUUCGUGUCCGUACCUACAACAACUGUCGUGUGAUUUCUUUUAAAAGCACUCAGUCCCAUUACAAGCUUGGGUGCAAUAAAAUCAAAUGGACUAUUCAAUUUAAUUUUAAUGCAAUUACUGAUUUUAAGUUAACUACUUUAAAGUUUUAAGGCAUUCAUACAUUUACUUAAUAUACAAUUCACAAUGCAAAAUACAAAUCAAAUACCAGAUUCCAGAAGAUUUGAAACUGUCAAAUUGUAUAAAAAAUCAUCUUUUGUUGAUAUAUGUGAAAGUUUGCAAUCUUUACGCAAUGGUAAGCUUUUAUGUGACAUAGAACUGCAGACGGACGAUAAAAAAUUAAUACAGGCUCAUAAAGUGGUUUUAUCAGCAGCUAGUCCGUAUUUCUAUGCUAUGUUCUCAAAUUUUGCAGAAAGGAAUCAUGACCUCGUAUUAAUGAAACAGUUUGACUCAACCUCUUUACAGCAGUUAAUACAAUUUAUUUAUUCAGGGCAAAUCGAGAUCACUGAAAUAAACGUCCAGAAUUUGUUGCCAGCUGCAAAUAUCUUGCAACUACAAGAAGUUACAGAGGCAUGUUGUGAUUUUUUACAUUCACAACUAAACCCUACAAAUUGUAUUGGUAUUAAUGCUUUCGCUGAUUUACAUAGCUGUACGCAUUUGACAACAAUUUCAGAAGUUUAUAUUCAUCAACACUUUUCAGAAGUUUUUGGUGGUGACGAAUUUCUAUCCUUAUCAUCGGAACAAGUAAUUAAGUUGAUAUCCAGUGAUAGACUUCAAGUAUCAUCUGAAGAAAAAGUAUUUGAGAGUGUUAUUAGUUGGAUUAAUUAUGAAUCGGGUUCAAGGCGAUGUAUUUUACCCCAAUUAUUGGAACACGUACGUUUUCAAUUAAUAUCGAGGGAUUACGUAUUUAAAAAUGUACGUAAUGUAUUUGAGGCAUUAGGAUUUAAAUCAGAAGAUAUUAUUCCACAAAGCAUCAAUAUUAAACCUAGACAUGGAGAAAAAGUUAUAUUAGCUGUUGGUGGAAUUGGGUCUGGAUUAAGUAAUAGUUUAGAAUGGUUCGAUCCAAGAACAAACCAAUGGCAUUUUGGACCAGAAUUAAUUACAAACCAUAAAAGACACAGUCUAGUCGUAAUUCACGAUAAUUGGGUAUUUGAUGUGGGUGGCUUUGCUUAUGGUUUAUCACCUUAUCAGUGUGUCCAUGUGCUAGAUUUGUCUUCAAAAUCACUUUGUUGGCAACCAUGUGAUGACAUGUUAGUUGAACGACAACUUUUAGGAGUAGGUGUUAUACAUAAUAAUAUCUAUGCGGUGGGCGGAUACAAUGAUAGAGAAGGUGAUUUAACAAGUGCAGAAGUUUUUGACUCCAAUACUUCUGCAUGGUAUAUGAUAUCUAGUAUGUUAACUAUAAGAUCUUUAUUUGCGGUUGGAGUCCUGAAUGAUCUCUUAUAUGUGGUAGGAGGUUUUGAUCAAUCAAGACAGGCUUUAGACACUGUUGAAUGUUAUAAUCCCAGUUAUGAUAUGUGGAGUCAAGUCGCAAACAUGCGUGUAUGUCGCAGUGGUGCCGGUGUAGGCGUUUUAAACGGUGAACUGUAUGCUGUAGGCGGUGAUAAUGGAUCAAACAUUUUGAGUAGUGUUGAAAAAUACACACCAAGUACAGGAGUUUGGACGACUCUUCCAGACAUACAUUUUCCUCGAAAAUAUGCAGGAGUAGUCGCAUUAGAUGGCUUUUUGUAUGUCGUCGGUGGAAUGAGCGAAUAUUCUCUUUUGGAUUCUGUAGAAUAUUAUAACCCAAUUACCAAUACCUGGGCCAGGGUCAUAGGGACAUGGAAUACUAUGAGGUUUUCACCUGGAGUAGUAGCCAUUAAUAGGCCACAACAUUUUACAACUUGUUAGUAUUCAUGAUUUUUUUUUUUUUUUGGUCAAUAUUUAAAUGUUUUAAUAUUUUGCAUUAUAGUAACUUUCA